AUGGUGGGGACGGUCGAUGGCGGUGUCAAGGAACGGAGGAAGAAGGUGUCGGGAGAGCAGAAGAGGUUCAUCGGAGUGCGGCAGAGGCCGUCUGGAAGGUGGGUGGCCGAGAUCAAGGACUCCUUGCAGAAGGUCAGGCUGUGGCUGGGAACGUUCGACACGGCGGAGGACGCGGCACGCGCAUAUGACCAAGCUGCCCGAACCCUCCGUGGAGAAAAUGCACGCACCAACUUCGAUUCCACCAUUACCACCUCUGGAGCUGGAGCUGGAGCCAGCGAUGCCACGGGGGGGCAUGACCGCCCCUUGGAGAACAUGCCACCCUUCUCGUUCGAGGAUCACGGUGGUGAGUCAGCAGUAGCAGCGGCUGAGGGGCUCGUCGGCGCCCUGCAGGCAAAGCUGCUCGACGAGAAGCUAGCAAAAGCUCUCGGUGCCAGGCUAAUAUUAUUGCAUGCCGCCCGGAAAAGAGAAGCCGCCAUGCCCAAUCAUGGUCAUGGAGGGUGGCCGACAUCAUCUACGGGCCUGAAGGCUACGAUGGCGGCGAGGCCCUUAAACGGACGGACCGCGAGCCUUUUCCUCUCCUCCAGCAUCCUGGAUUGCCCCGGUUCUUCCGGUUCCAGCACUUCCGAUGUGUUCGGCGCCAGUACUGAGGCGCCCUUGUUCCUCUCGUCCAGCAUCCAGGAUGGUCCCGGUUCCUUCAGUUCCAGCUCCUCUGGUGUGUUUAGCAUUAGCACCGGCUCUAGUACUACACCCGUGGGUGGCAUGUCACAAUCUUUUGAUCCAUGCUUGGGUCCGCAAUCCUCCCCCAGGGGGAAGUUGGAAGCAGCUGCAAGUGCGAGCACGGAUCAGCCGGAUGGCGGGGCGUUUGCAGUGGCGCAGGGUUUUGGGCCCUCCAGCAUUAUUUCUUUCCUAACUUUGGCGGAGGAUAAGGCGAGUGCCCAGGGUCCCCGGGAUCACCAACAAUGA
Messenger RNA from Elaeis guineensis (African oil palm), 963 nucleotides. RefSeq lists its product as uncharacterized. The record is from RefSeq and is a predicted model, not a curated record. Gene Ontology annotation, molecular function: DNA-binding transcription factor activity; DNA binding. Gene Ontology annotation, biological process: regulation of DNA-templated transcription. NCBI's taxonomy places the organism in Eukaryota, Viridiplantae, Streptophyta, Magnoliopsida, Arecales, Arecaceae.